Messenger RNA from Gryllus bimaculatus (two-spotted cricket), 1548 nucleotides. Lineage: Eukaryota; Metazoa; Arthropoda; Insecta; Orthoptera; Gryllidae. The record is from the annotation of a GenBank genome assembly.
GGGACAACUAAUAUAAACAUAGAUGUAAAUGAGGAUGGAAAUGAAAUGACAUGGAAUGAAAGCUUGAAAUUUUUGGACGUGUUUCCUCCUCUCGCACAAAGAUUUAAAAUUCAAAUUUGCUACAGUGGAGGUGUGUGGGCCUCUUUCACCAUUGAACUUAAUCAUAUUUCGAAGAAUGAAGCUGAAGGAUUUUUGCCAACAUUUGGACCAGCUUUCACUUACCUUUACGGUCCAAUAAAUAACAAACCAAUUUCCUCUAAGAGAGGGCAGCAAAGCCCACACGUUGACUACAGAGGAAAAUUGCUAUGGGCUUUAGAAACACAGCUGGAAGACACAGAUGUUAAUAAAAUUGAAACAACUCGCACCGUAAUUCGCGAAACCGCGCUGUCUCUCCAGGAUGAAUAUUGGAAUAAUGUCAGUAUAUUACUUAUGGAUGUAAUUUUUGGAGGAACCUUACGAAAUGAAAAUCUACACAAGAAACAAAUGACUGUUGAACUAUGUAUGGGUCCUAUAACGGGGAAAAAUGCAUCACAAUCGAUGAUCCACUCCGCUUCAGAAAGUGAUUUUCCUUCAAGUAGGAGUAAAUGGCGUAUUUCAACCGCACCGUUCUAUGGAAAAACUGAAUCGACAAAAAAGUCCUGUCGCAUUAUCCGAGCGAAUUUUCAAGGUUAUUGCCCGUGUUUAUAUAUCCAACACAAGUGGCCUGUAGUAUUUCAGCGCCUUUGGAAUAGAAACAUGUUGCUCUGGAUAGCCAACACAAUGAAAUGGGAAAUUUGGAAAAUGCAAGAAAUGAGCGUAUAUAGUGUGCAUCGUCUUCAAGAGAUCUUCCAGAAAUUCAUACAAAUGUGUGAGAAAUAUGCGUUACGGGUUGAUUACUGGCAAGAACGUGACGGUAAUGUUUUGACAAAAUUAGACAAAGAACAUAUUCGUUUUUGUGCAUCCCAAAUGGACUACUUUGCAAAAAUGGCGAGCAGUUGGUGCGAUAGUCUCACCAGAGAAUCUGUAAGGACUGGGUAUCAUCAACUGAGAAUGUACGUGCGAAGAUUAGAAUAUCUCACUGAAAACCCUCAAGAUACUCUGCCAGAUAUUAUUAUCUGGUUACGGAAAAAGGGAGUUCGUUAUGCCCUUACUCGAAUAUCAACUCGCCGAUUGUUAUAUUCAGAUAUUCAGGGAGAGAGAGGUGAUUUAUGUGGGCGAGUUGUUACAUUUUGCCUUCAGGUGCCAGGACGGACGUCGCAGGAUAAAAACUGCUGUGCGUCUUUUGAAAUGCUUCUGUGGCUGAGCUCCAAAGCGUCGCAUUCUCAGUGGAUAAAUAUGCUCCCUCCUGGAAGAGACGAAAUAUCAGUAGAAGAAGAAAAGAACUUUACAGAGGCAUCUGAGGAAAUUAAAGCUAUAAAAUACGAACGCCAUCUGUUCUUUGAAGUUCGGGCGUAUCUCUACCAAGCACGAAUUUUCGGAGGAGCGGAUGUGACUGGGCUGUGUGACCCGUUUCUGCGAAUUUCAAUUAGAGAUACAUGCAAAAUAUCUCAGGUAGGAAAUAAAAUAUAA